Molecule: messenger RNA, 1581 nt
Organism: Suillus bovinus
Lineage: Eukaryota; Fungi; Basidiomycota; Agaricomycetes; Boletales; Suillaceae
Product: arginine-tRNA-protein transferase
Exons: 11
Coding region: 124-1401 (425 amino acids)
Biological process (GO): protein arginylation
Cellular component (GO): cytoplasm
Molecular function (GO): arginyl-tRNA--protein transferase activity
Source: RefSeq, a predicted model, not a curated record
ACGAUGGGCUAGAUCGAGACUAUGGACACUUAUGAUAUCACCGUCGUGACACGAACGGCUCGCCGCACACCACCAGCUCAGGUUUAAGAUCGUCUGCGCAUCAGCUGUAUUGACAUUUCUAUCAUGCCUGUCGUUUCAGUCGGCAUGCCUCUGGGACCAGGAUGUUCUACUUGUGGCUAUUGCGGGCCACUGGGAGAGCGAAGUAGCACUGAGACUAGCUUCAAGAAAGCAGGGUUUAUUGCCUCUCAGCUAUCAUGCGAAGUCUAUCAAAAGAUGAUCUACCGAGGGUGGAGACGAUCUGGGACAUAUUGUUAUGCUCCUGAUCUAAGACGGUCGUGUUGUCCUCAGUACACCAUCAGGCUCGAUGCGUUAGUGUUUAAGCCCUCUCGCAGCCAAAGAAAACUUGUCAACCGCUGGAAUCAUUUCGUUAUGCAAGGUCACAAAUCCGAGACUAGUGGUUUUCUGCCACUACAGGGUACAUUAUCUGCCCCGAAACCAACCAAACCAUUCAAGUCAGAUGGUAAUACUUCGAAGCGCGAUCCUCCCACAUUUUUUCUGUCUACCUCGAUACACGCCGCUGAGGUUGGCUUCACUUCUCCAAAUGUAACAGUCCGUCAUAAAUUCGAGGUGACGCUGGAAUCAUCAACCUACACGGAAGAGAAAUACGCGCUUUAUCUCCUAUACCAAAGAGAGAUCCACCACGACCCAUACAAUACACCAGAAGACUUCAAGCGUUUUCUUGUAAAAAGCCCUUUGAUAAAUGAACCUAUCCCAUAUCCUACAAGCCCACCUGAUCAUCUUCCGUCACAAUAUGGUUCUUUCCACCAGAUGUACCGACUUGAUGGCGAAUUGAUCGCCCUGGGUGUCAUUGAUAUCCUGCCUGCAUGCGUCUCCAGUGUGUAUUUCAUGUACGAUCCAAAGCACGACAAAUAUUCCCUUGGGAAGCUCAGUGCAAUUCGAGAGGCCUCAUUGGCUAGAGAAAUACAUGAUGCAGGUGCUAUCACCAUGACAUCACUUGCCAUGGGGUUUUACAUCCACUCUUGCCCAAAAAUGAAGUACAAGGGCGGGUAUUCGCCUUCGUAUCUUGCCGAUCCUGAAGAAUUUACGUGGUUUCCUUUGGCGGAUUGUAUUCCGCAGCUAGAGAAAUUUCGCUAUGCCGCUUUUGCGCACCCCGAACAUUCGUUGGAAGGUCCACAGGAUCCUGGUGAAGGCCCUCCUGUUCGCGUCUCAGAGGAACUACUCAACGAGGUCAUGGUCAUUUAUUCCAUGCAACAAGGGGCGAUAUCCAUAAUCCCUGUCAACUUAUCUCACCAGUGGAACGAUGAAUAUAAUCGCGAGGAGAUUCUAAGUUGUGUCAAUGCGCUAGGAGAUCAGUUAUCAAAGGAGAUCAUAUUUCGGUAAUAAAAAUAAUGUGACACCUACAUUUUCUCUUUCUCUCUGUGAUACCAUUGUUUGAUUAAGUACUAGGCUUGUGUUUUUACCGCGGACGCUUUCGAGACCACUUUAUGAUUUAUGCUAGUCAGCACGUGAUCGUGUCCCAAUUGUACAGCGAGUGAGCUGUAGUAUUUUACCUGUGAAACU